Bursaphelenchus xylophilus (pine wood nematode) is the source of this 9643-nucleotide messenger RNA. The record is from the annotation of a GenBank genome assembly. NCBI's taxonomy places the organism in Eukaryota, Metazoa, Nematoda, Chromadorea, Rhabditida, Aphelenchoididae.
AUGCGACUGCACGGUGCGAAAAUUAAAAAUGGAGAGAAAUGGGAGUUUGCACUGUGCAAAGGGAAUGCGAUAAAAAGUAUGAGGUCUUCUGUGGGCAACAGCGACAAAUUGAAGCUGAAUUAUCUUGCACUGUGCGAAGAAUAGAAGGUCAAAAAUUGUGGAUUCUGCACGGUGCAGAGCGGUGAAAAAAAUCGAAAUCGGUAUUUUGAACCGUGAAAAAAUUUUUUUAAAUGUAUUUUUGAUUUCUUGCACAGUGCAGUCAUCUGAAAAAAUAAAAAUUUUUUGUUGCACCGUGCAAAAUCAAAAAAAUUUUUUUUUGCACUGUGCAAAAAAAAUUCAAAAUUUAUAAAGUCUCAAAAAACAUCAAAAAAUUUAAAAAAAAAAUUAAUGACUAAAAAAUAAUUUUUAAUCAAACUUUUUUUCAGGCUCCGCUCCAGUCUUGUGCUCCGCCAGAAGCCAGAGCUACGGGUUAAAGCCAUAAUCGGUGAGUAAUUUCCCGCAAAUUCUGCGAGUAAUCCUAAUGUUUUACCGCCCCUCCGUUUCGUGGAGGGUUUUUUGCCUCGGGGGAUUUUCGAAAUAACAGUAAUUAGCCGCUUUCAAGUGGCCCUACUUUACUUUUUCAGGGGGGCAAAUUUGGGUCGGAAAUAUUAUUUUCACACGCGAAUAGUUGUCACAUGCAACGGUUAUUGCUCAGUUAGGUUGGAUUUUCGGUAUUUUUGAGGAAAUUUCGCAAAUUUAUUUUUGGGAUUUUUUAAAAUUUUUUGAAAUUUUUUGAAAUUUUUUAAAAUUUUUUCGAAUUUUUUUCGGAGUAAAAUUUUUUAGCCUUUAUAUAGUCUUUUUGUAGUGCUCUGAUUGCAAUUUCAGCUCAAUUUUUUCAAAAAUUCAAAUUUCCCGCCAUUUUUGGCAUUCUGCAACAACCCUUAUUUUUGACCCCAGAACAUUGUAAAUCACAAAAAUAGCCUCUAAAAACGCUCCGGUGAAUUUUUAAACACAGUUUUCUCCAUUUUUAUUGCCAAAAUUAUGCUAUAUAUUUUUAUAUUAUCCAUGACAAAAAUUAAUAUUCUCCACACAAAAAUAUAUAUUCCAUUCCUCCGAUUUUUCAGAAAAAUUGUUGUACAUGUCGGGUAGAGACCAGCGGCGAGCAUUGUUCUCGUUGAAGCAGAUUUUCCAAGACGACAAGGACCUUGUUCAUGAGUUUGUCCAGAACGAAGGCCUGGAUUGUUUGAUAAAGUUGGGCCGGGAAUCCGAUCAAACGCAUCAAAAUCACAUUCUCAGAGGUGAGUGGGAUGAAUUUUGAAGAUUUUGAGGGUUUUUACUUUUUCAAAUUUUUUGCACUGUGCAGUCAAAAAAAAUUUUUUUUGAAUGCACGGUGCAGUUUUUUGACUGCACUGUGCAGUUUUCUAAUCGAACAGUGCAGUUUUUUUGAUUGCACAGUGCGUCUUUUUUCAUCGCACUGUGCAGUUUUUUGGUCGCACAGUGCAGAUUUCCCGGCUGCACAGUGCAGUUUAUUCUGAUCGCACUGUGCAGUUUUUUAAUUGCACUGUGCAAUGUUUUGACUUUUUUGAUUGCACAGUGCAGUUUGUUUGACUGCACCGUGCAGUUUUUCGGUCGCACUGUGCAGUUUUUCAUCGCACUGUGCGAUUUUUUCGAAUUUUUUUACCGCACAGUGCAGUUUGUUUGAUCGCUCAGUGCAGUUUUUUAAUUGCACUGUGGAGUCUUUUGACUUUUUUGACUGCACAGUGCAGUUUCUUGAUCGGACUGUGCGAUUUUUUCGAAUUUUUUGACUGCACAGUGCAGAUUUUUAAUCACACUGUGCAGUUUGUUUCACUGCACCGUGCAGUUUUUUGGUCGCACAGUGCAGAUUUCCCGGCUGCACAGUGCAGUUUAUUCUGAUCGCACUGUGCAGUGUUUUAAUUGCACUGUGCAUUCUUUUGACUUUUUUGAUUGCAGUGCAGUUUAUUUGACUGCACAGUGCAGUUUUUUAAUCGCACAGUGCGAUUUUUUCGAAUUUUUUGACUGCACAGUGCAGAUUUUUGUAUUUUCUUACUGCACUGUGCAGUCCAUUCAAAACUAAAAAAUUUGUCAUUACCAUGGAUUUUUUGGUAAAUUUAAAGGUUCACAAUCAACCUAUGUAUACAUAAUAUUCAAAUUUUUGGAUUCGAUAUUUUUAAAAUUUUUCAAAUUUUCAGCCCUGGGGCAACUAAUGUUGUAUGUGGAUGGAAUGAACGGAAUCAUUGCCCAUAAUGCGACAAUUUGUUGGUUAUAUGAGUUGUUGGAGUCACCGGUAAGUUCUCUAAAUUUCAGUCUCUAUUUUCGUCCAUGUCCAUUGUCCAAUGUUAUAUGUUGUUUUAGUUGUAUAUUGAGGAGGAAUUUAAAGAAAUGACCCAGCAUCGCCAAGAAUGGGUAAAUUGUGUGGCUCUGAGAGAGUUCUCCCGCCUCUUUGGACUAUUUUGUAAUUAACAGAAAAGCUUUUUUGGGAAAAAACGAGAUUUUUUAAAUUUCCGAUCGAAAUUUUUCGGCUGUCUCCGCAUAACGCGGUCCAAAAAAUUUAUUGUGGCCUUAUAAAGUUAUAAAAUUGAUUUUUUCAAUUUUUCUUCAAUUUUUUUCGAACGAGAUUUUUAAAAUUUAAAAAUGCAAUAAUUCAAAAAAUUCUGCAUAACGCGAUCUAAAAUUUUUCUAGAACUCGUAGAAUAUCCUAUUCUGCUUUUCAAAAAAUUUUUACAUCGAUAGCGGCAGUAAAAACUAGAUUUUUUGAUCUUUUUUCCAUCUAAUGUCUAGUGUAAUAUAAAAUAACCCGCUAAUUUUUCCUUGUGUACACCGCUAAUACACCACAAUAUGGAACGCUCGUAUUUUACCCCAAAAUGAGUGUUUUUCAAUUUUCAGUACCGCUUGGUGGUCAAAACAGCGCUGAAAUUGUUGCUGGUUUUUGUGGAAUACACGGAAUCCAAUGCAUUGCUGUUGAUCGCAGCGCUGAGCAAGGUCGAAAAGGCAAAAGGUAGGUGCUUUUCACAUCCAAUUGAAGGCUUUUUCUUAAUUUUUUGACCAUGUGUUUGCGCCUUGUUCAAAAUUUUGAGGACUCCAAAACUUCCAAAAAUUCCGUCAUCAUGACACAUUUAAAUAUUGGAAUUUCAAAAAAUUUGAAAAAAGAGAAUGGAUGAUAGCAAAUUUUUUGGCUUGCAUCAAAAAAUUCGGAGUGAAAGUUCACACUUUUCCAAAAAAUGUGUCAUCAUGACAUAUUUUAAUUAACCAAAAAUCUCAAAUUUUCGAUUUCAAAAUAUCUUCAUAAUAUCUCAUAUGGUCGAAAAAAAUUUUCCAGUUAGAAAUCAAAGCUUUUGCGAUUUUCAUGUCAUGAUGACGGAUUUUUUGGAAUUUUAUAAAAUUUUACAUUUAUUGACGAGGAAUCGUUUCAGGACGUCCGGAAUGGUCAUCCCUGAUGAAGAUCCUUUGCGACAAGAAAGCCAGCGACGUGGAGACGCUGAUUUUGGGAAUGACUGUUGUAAAUAAGACUUUGAAUGGAAUUCCCGACCAGGUACGUUAAUUUUCUCUUCAACUUCCAUGAAAAAAAACUUUUUUAUUCAUGAUGGAAGAAAAAAGAUCGAUUUUUGGAGAAAAUUCGUGAAAAGUAUCCAAAAGUAUCAAAAAGUAUCCAAAAGUACCAAAAAGUAUCAAAAAGUAUCCAAAAUUCAUACAUGUUUUUUGACGUCAACGAAUGUUUUAGGACACUUUCUUCGACGUAGUGGACUGUUUGGAGAACCUCGGCCUCGAGGAGGCCAUGAAACAGAUGUACAGUUUGAAGGAUCCCCAGCUCACUCAACAAGUCCAACAUUACGAGCAUGAGGUGAGAAAGGAAGACGCCGCCAUGCAGAGCGACGACAGUGAUCCACAAUUGGUCCGGAUGAGGUGAGUUCACCCAAAAUUACAUAGAUUUUAAGCCAAAAAUCCGAUUUUUAGAGGAAUUUCCAGAAAAUCCGUCAUCAUGACAUCUUUUUCGCCUAAAAAUUUUGGACUUUCAUGACGGAAAUGAGUUGUAAAGCACGUAAAACGAGUGUUAAAAAAUUGAUGUCCCUCAAAUUUAUACAACGACCGAUUUAUUCCGUCAUGAUGACGGAAUUUCUAGAAUUCUUCCAAAGGUUUAAUUUUGUCUCCAAAAUUCAAACUGUUGCCUUUCCAGAAAUGGAACCACCACCAAUUCUCAGCCCAGCACCGCUGCGGCGCACGCGAUGCAACGAGCCACCGAAAACAACCUUCAAAACGGGAACGAUCGACGCUCAAUGAUGCGCCGACGACAAAUGGAGGCCGAAGAGCUGCGACAACAACAAAUGGAGAAGAAAAACAGCUUCGAACGACAGCCGGAAGAGCCCUACAGCAAUGGAAUCCAAAAUGGAGUCAAUCAUCGGGUAAGACUUCAAAUUUCCCGCCACGUUUGGCAUUGUGUUUUAUCAUGGCUAAAAGCAAUAAAAAUUGAAAAAAGAGCCAGUCAGUAUGAUUUUCAAGCCCAUUUCUACAUUUUUAAGGAAUGGACAAAACCUUAAAAUUCAUAUUUUGAAUUUCCCGCGAUUUUUGGCAUUCCGUUUUAACGCUUGAAAUCUGUCCAAAAUGAUGAAAAUGUGACGUCAUUUGAAAAAAUCAGAUCAAUUGACUGAUAAAAAUCGAAAAUCCAAGGUGUUUUUCUAUUAUAUUCUCCUUUAAAUAUCAAAAAUUUAAUUUUCUGAAACCCCCCUAAAACCGAUCUAAACUUUUUAUUCCAGUUCGAUCUCCCCAAACAGCCUUCUUGGCGCUCCAAUCAAACGAAUGGCAUCGAAACCAACAACAACAUCACAUAUCCGCCCAAAGAUUACGAGGACGAAAAACUGAUACCGAGCAGUCCGAGGAUACCGCCGCCCCCGCCCCUACCCUCCACGAUGAUCAGCCCUGUGAGUAGUACGGGGACGAAUGACGAGAAAGAGAACAUCGAUGAUGAGAGGCAUCAGCCGAAGGCGCCGCCUCCGGCCAUCCCGGCGCAUAUUUUCUCGCCCACCGAGCACAAAACAAUGGAGUUCCCGGAGCCUUUGAAGGAGCCCGAGCCGGAGCCCGUGAAGCCGGUGUUAACGCAAAAGAAGGACGAUUCGGACGAUGAGACGGUGGCACAAGGAGGCUUUGCAGCGCUUUUGAAGGUAUGGUACAAAACAGUCACGUAAAAAAUAGCGAUACUAGCCUUAAACCACCGAAAAAUCCAACUUAAAAUCUCGAAUUUCCAGAAAAAGGCAGCAAAAAUGGAAUCCGGCUCCACAUUCCGCAAAGGAAUCCUCGAAACCAAACAGUCCGAAUCCGAGAUUCGUUGGAAGGAAGCGGCCGAAAAGGUGAAAAACAAGCCCAUGGUCUUCAACGACAUUGACUUCUCAGCGUUGGCCGAGUUCGAGCAAGACCCCUUGAUCCUUGUGCGACAAGCACAAGCUCAACAGGAGCGCAACUCGGGCACCCGCUCCAUGUACGGUGCAAUCCCACCACCUCCGCCACCCGGCGGCGGCGUUCCCCCGCCCCCACCUCUGUGGAAGCAGAACGGCAACAUGUCGAUGAGCAUGACCGAGGGCGCGAACAAGGGUGGAACGGUGCGAUUGCAUUGGAAGGCGGCGCAGUAUGACGCAUUCGCGUCGGUGCCGCAACUCCAGAACAAAGGCAACUUCUGGGAGAAGGUGGAGAAACCGCAGAUCGACGUCACCAACCUGACCAAGUUGUUCGAACAGAAGCAGAAGGAGUUGCCGACGAAGAAGGUGGGAGAGGUCAACAAGCCCCAAGUGCUGCAGGUCCUGUCCGUCAAACGGUCACAGGUGAGAAUUUCUAAUACUUAUUUUUAGAACAACCGAAGGGACCUCGCGAGGUCCUUCGAGGAUGAUAUCGGACGGCUAGGAUAAGGUUUAGCUGACAAGGAAGUAUUCCAAGUGCGACGCACGUCAAACUGAGGAGUUCUGUUACCGGAAUAGACUCUUCGCUAUCGGUUUUUUACACUUCGUCUAUUUCGCAGAGAAAGAGAGAAAAAAGACACGCAAAAGCGUACUCUCUCGCCCCAAAAAUUCCCCAUUUCUCCCUCGACAAAACGUUUUUUCGCGUCUUUUUUUGGCAAAUUGCCAAUCCAUUCACCGGACUGUUUUAGCUUAUCUCAGUUUGACGUGCCUCGCGAUAUAAGCUCCCUCUUACGCCUCCUGCUUUAGCGCAGAGGUAUGAGACGGGAUGGUGAGCGUGCGACUCAAUCCUGGUUCGAUUCCCUCUCUCAUCUUGCUCAGUCCGCAAUGCUGGGGUCAAUGCGCUAUCUGAAAGUUUGCUGAAAGUUAGCUGAAAAUGGUAGGGCGCAGCUCGGAAAACUGGUACGGGCGCAGCUCGCAUCUCGGGGGCAGUUCGGAAAACAACGUUUCGCAGCUCGCCGGAGCUAUGUUUCGGCUAGCUUUCGAGCUGCGCCCAAGACCCGAGCUGCGCCCGUGCAAGUUCUCCGAGCUGCGCCCUAUGAUUUUCAGCAAACUUUCAGAUAGCGCAUUGGCCCCUGGUUGAGGCGUCUGUCUAGUACCCCGGCUCAUGUAGCUGCGUAAAGGACUAAAAAACUAUAUCGGGUUCUGUAGCCAGCCCUGCCAGACUACAGUUUUGCCACCCAUGGGAGUUGCAGCUCUUGUCAAAAAUGCCUUACGCCAUGCCAUGAAAGCUUUACUCUUGCAGGCCAUCAACAUUGGUCUCACUAAACUCCCACCGAUCUCAACCAUCCCUCCGGCUAUCCGCAAGUUCGAUUCGGCCGUCUUGAACAAAGAUGCCAUCGAAAAGAUCCUACAAACUAUGAUGCCAACCGUCGAGGAGGUGGAACGAAUCCACGAAAAGCAAGCCGAACAUCCCGAUAUGCCGUUAGGACAGGCUGAACAAUUCAUGUUGUCCUUGAGCGAGAUCGACUGCCUAUUGGAGCGUCUGAGGCUGUGGAUGUUCAUGUUGGAUUACCCGACAAUGGAGGCGGAUGUUUCCGAGAGUUUGAACGAGUUGAAGAAUGCCAUGUUGGAGGUGGAGGAGAGCCAGACAUUCCGACAAGUCAUGGGGCUGUUGUUAACCAUCGGAAACGCCCUAAAUGGCACUGAAGUAAGCUUCGUAUUCUCGAUUCUGCAAUAUCGUCGUAUUUUAGAUUCAAGCGUUCCAGUUGGACUUUUUGUCGCGAGCGUCGGAAGUUAAGGACGCUGUUCACAAGUAUCCGUUGACCUACCACGCCGCGGAAUUGAUGUUAAAUCGGGUACCGGAGUCCUCAGACUUGCACAGCGAGUUUGGCGCUGUCUCGAGGUGUUCUAGAGUAAGUUGAGGGAGCUUCGUGAGCCUCCGCUUUGUCUUUGAUCUCUCGAAUACGUAUUAGGUCGUCCAGAAAGUUCGUCCGUUUUUUCAUUGCUUUGUUUUACAAGGAUUGUUUGUUCUUUGGCAAAUGGAAUAUAUUUAUUCGAUACAGUUUUUUCUCCUCUACAAACUGGCUGUAUCAAACAAGUAUAUACCCUUUGCCAAACAACAAACAAUCCUCGUAAAACAAAGCAAUAAAAAAACGAACGAACUUUCUGGACGACCUAAUAAUUUGUCAUCAACAAAAUUUCAGCUCGACUUCGACGCUGUUCACGACAACCUGAAGAAGAUGGAGCAGGAUUGCAAAGCUUGUUUCGACUACGUCGCCAAGAUCGCGAACAAGGACAACAGCUCGAGUAUGAAGACCAAGGUGACCGACUAUCUCAACGAAGUGGCGCAGCGAAUUCACAACCUAAAACGAGCGCAUCGUUACGCCUUCUUCAAGUGGAACUCCUUCCUGUUGUAUCUGGGCUACGGUCCGCAAGAAAUCAAGGACCUGAAGCCAAUGAAUGUCUUCAAAGUCAUCGCGGAAUUCGCCUUGGAAUACCGAACCAACCGCGACAAGAUUGUGCAGAUGCGGAAGAGGAUGCAAGAGAAACGAGAGCGGAACAAGACCCGAGGAAUGAUGAUCAACGCGGCGCAGAAACAACAACAACAAAGUGGGUUUGGCAUUGAGAGCAAACGAACGCAACCAGUAGAGGUCAGCGACAAGGAUGUAAGUGACACCAGCGACUAUAAUGAUGAACCUAAUCCAGGGGCAAAAAACAUGCCAUUUUGGAUCCGGGAAGUAUCAAAAAUGCAGCAAAAUACCUCGCUCUUCAAGUGAAAAGACCCUUUCCUUCAAAAAAGCAGUCUUUUCACUUGGAGAGUGAGGUAUUUUGCCGCAUUUUGAUACUUCCCGGAUGCAAAAUGGUACGAUUUUUGCCACUAGAUCAGGUCCACCACUCUACUACCUUACAACAAAUUUUUCGAGUCUGAUUUCAAAUUUUCAGCGCCAUCAACAAAUGCAGCGGUUCUUGGCCAACAGCACCAACGCCGAUGAGAACACGCUGCAGCGGCGGCGGAUUGGGCAGCCCACGCCGGAGCGGCAAAUCAUCGCCAACGAGGCGUUGAGAAAGUCGCCAGGAGAGGACAAUGAGGACGAGCUUUUGGAUGGAGUUGUGAGAACAGUCACUGCUCAGGCCGAAAGCCGCGAUCACAGUCGAAGACGGGCCAGGCAGUUCAACAGAAAGUCGUGUAAGUUUAGAUUGAAAAAUAAGCGAUACUAGUGGACACCAUUGGUACAAUUUGGAUGAAAUUUAGUACAAAUCAAGAUUAGAGCCUCUGAAUACAAUGUAGAAAAUUUCGAACCGCGUUGUACAGAAAUGGCUGUAAAAUGGCAAAUUGAAAUUCAAAAAGUCCCGUUUUGCAAGACCUUGUGUUUUGGAUUUGAUCUGAAUUUUUUAUAUUAGGUCGUACAGAAAGUUCGUUCGUUUUUUUAUUGCUUUGUUUUACGAGGAUUGUUUGUUGUUUGGCAAAGGGUAUAUAUUUAUUUGAUACGAACAAACAAUCCUUGUAAAACAAAGCAAUGAAAAAACGAACGAACUUUCUGGACGGCCUAAUAGUUAGAUCAAAAUGCAGAUUUCCCAAAGCUCAUUAGGUCGAUUUUCUUCAAACUUUCUUUUACCUACAGUGGGGGAUAUGAUCCAGUGGCAAAAAACGUACCAUUUUGCAUCCGGGAAGUAUCAAAAAUGUGGCAAAAUGUUCCCCUCUUCAAGUGAAAAAACGAAAAAACUUCAUUUUUAAGGGCCCUUUCCUUCACGAAAAGAGCGGGCGCGUUUUUGAAAUCGGAGUUUUUUCACUUGAAGAGGGAGGGAUUUUACCACAUUUUUGAUACAUCCCGGAUGCAAAAUGGAAAAAAAUGAAUGUCAUUUUCGAAAUCAGCACCCUCGAUUAUCCUACAGUGACGGACAUGACCCAUUGCCCAAAAACGCUCCAUUUUGCAUCCGGGAAGUAUCAAAAAUGUGGCAAAAUACCUCCCUCUCCAGGUGAAAAAACUCCGAUUUCCAAAGCGCGCCCACUCUUUUUGUCAGAGAAAGGGCGCGUAGUUCAAAACGGAGUGUUUUUUCACUUGGAUAUGGAGGCAUUUUGCCACAUUUUUGAUACUUCCCGGAUGCAAAAUGGAACGUUUUUGGGCAAUGGGUCAGGUCCCCCCCACUGUAGGUAAAAGAAAGUUUUUUUUCUACCACUCUACUCAACGCUUUCAGUACGUCGAACUCGCACCAUCCGCGCGGACAACUUGAUCGGCGCCGGCUCCGACAACGGAUAUUAA